AUGCUGCCUGGCUUCUUCCUGCUCUUCCUAACCACAGCCCCGCCCCCAAAGGUCACGGCCCCGCCCACUGGCUGGCGCGCUCCCGCUGAGGGUGGGGCGGGGCCGUGCGCGCGCCCCGGGGUAGUGGCAGCCGCGGGGCCGCGCCCGCAUUCCGCUCAGCGCCAGGGAAGCGGCGCCAUGUCGGAGCCGGAGCGGCUGGAGAACCACCGCAUCCGGAACUUCAAAAACAAGGGCCGUGAUGUCGAGACUAUGAGAAAACAGCGAAAUGAAAUCACGAUUGAAUUACGAAAGAAUAAGCGAGAUGAACACUUGCUAAAGAGACGAAAUGUGCCUCAGGAGGAGGUUCUCGAUGACUCUGAUAUUGACGGUGAUUUCAGAGUUCAAUCAAUCACGUUGUCGGGGAUUGUGCAGGGUGCUUCGAGUGACAAUCCCGUGGUACAGCUCAGUGCAGUUCAAGCAGCCAGAAAACUUCUGUCAAGUGACAGGAACCCACCCAUUGAUGACUUAAUCAACUCUGGAAUCUUGCCGAUCCUUGUGCAAUGUCUUGAAAGAGACGAGAACCCUUCACUCCAGUUUGAAGCAGCAUGGGCAUUGACCAACAUAGCAUCAGGAACAUCAGCACAAACACAGGCUGUAGUCAAAGCUAAUGCUGUGCCUUAUUUCCUGAGGUUGUUGCACUCACCACAUCAAAAUGUCUGUGAGCAAGCAGUUUGGGCCCUGGGGAACAUAAUAGGUAAGAACCUAACCAGCUGA
Molecule: messenger RNA, 753 nt
Organism: Rhincodon typus (whale shark)
Lineage: Eukaryota; Metazoa; Chordata; Chondrichthyes; Orectolobiformes; Rhincodontidae
Product: importin subunit alpha-4-like
Exons: 8
Coding region: 1-753 (250 amino acids)
Biological process (GO): NLS-bearing protein import into nucleus
Cellular component (GO): nucleus; nucleoplasm
Molecular function (GO): protein binding; nuclear import signal receptor activity
Source: RefSeq, a predicted model, not a curated record